Molecule: messenger RNA, 3838 nt
Organism: Hippocampus zosterae (dwarf seahorse)
Lineage: Eukaryota; Metazoa; Chordata; Actinopteri; Syngnathiformes; Syngnathidae
Gene: fhip1aa
Product: FHF complex subunit HOOK interacting protein 1Aa
Exons: 14
Coding region: 310-3066 (918 amino acids)
Source: RefSeq, a predicted model, not a curated record
CGCCCGAUUUUUAUUCUACUACUACCUCGCAUCGCUGCCUUCCGUCCACACCUCUUCAAUUCUACACGUCAAGACCUCCUUAACUUCGGGAUUUAAAGGACUUAAACUGUGUUGUGAAAGUGGCUACGCGUCUGUAAGGAAGAGCUGGCGUGGCAUGAGGACGUCUUGUUCGGUCGAGCCCCGCGUUCCUGCUUGAAGAUGCUUCGACAAAGCAGGUCCUCUGCGGUGAGUCUGUCUCCGGUGGUUACGGCAGGCGGGGCCUCCCUCCUCUGACAUGGUGAAAGAGGCAUAGAGAGACCGGUCCCCGUCAUGGCCUCCAUGGUCGCCAACGGAAACCAAGAUGGGCCGUCCGUGGUGCUCCAAGGGGCGGAUCCAGAGACAUGCAUGAUUGUGUUCAAGAACCACUGGGCUCAGGUGGUGAAAAUUCUGGAAAAACAUGACCCGUUACGCAGUGGGACUUCGGCCUCGGCGCCCUCGCUGGGUGUGCUGGGCCCGGGCGGCGGGCCGCGCUUUGGCCCCGUUCCGGGCGACGAGGCCAGCGCGGUGCAGAACUACGUGGAGCACAUGCUCUUCUUGCUGAUGGAGGAGGAUUGCGGCAAGGCGGGCGCCAUGGGGCCCAUCCUGGAGUUUGUGGUGCUGGAGAACGUGAUGGAGCGCCUGUUCGUGUGGAGCCUGCGCCGCGAGUUCACCGACGCCAUGAAGCUGGAGCAGCUGAAGAUGUACGAGAUGCUGGUUUGCCAGUCUCGCCAGCCCUUGCUGCACCACAAACCGGUGUUGCGGCCGCUCAUGAUGCUCCUGUCGGCGUGUUCGGGCUCGGGGGGCGCGCCCGACGUGGAGGCCCAGCUGGUGCUGCUCCUGCACCAGCUCUGCUGCGUCCUGGCCAAGGACCCAUCCGUGCUGGAGCUGUUCUUCCACACCAGCGAGGACCAGGGCGCCGCCAACUUCCUCAUCUUCUCACUGCUCAUCCCCUUCAUCCACCGCGAGGGCACCGUGGGGCAGCAGGCGCGAGACGCGCUGCUACUCAUCAUGUCCUUGUCGGCAGAAAACCGGCGCGUGGCCCAGCACGUGGCGGAGAACACCUUCUUCUGUCCGGUUCUUGCCACGGGCCUCAGCGGUCUGUAUUCAUCUCUGCCUACCAAGUUGGAAGCUCCCAGUGACGAGUGGCACUGCCUGCAGAGGGACGACUGGCUCCGCGUACCCUCCUUGGUCCAGUUUCUCAAUUCCCUGGAAUUCUGCAAUGCUGUCAUCCAGAUAGCCCACCCCGAUAUCAGAGACCAGUUGUUGGGCUACAUCUACAAUGGCUUCCUCGUGCCUGUACUCGCACCCGCGCUGCAUAAGCUGACUGUCGAGGAAGUGAUGACCACCACAGCGUACCUGGACCUGUUCCUGAGAAGCAUCAGUGAGCCGGCACUGCUACAGACCUUCCUGUCCUUCAUCCUGCUGCACCGCCACGAGAACGUCCACAUUUUGGACACGCUCGUCAGCCGUAUCAACACACCCUUCCAGCUGGGCAUCGUGUCACUGGCACUUUUCCGAACUCUCAUCGGUUUGCACUGUGAAGAUGUCAUGUUGCAACUCAUCCUCAGGUACCUGAUCCCGUGCAAUCACAUGAUGCUGAGUCAGCGGCGCGUGGUGAGGGAGCGUGACUUCUACUCUGCCUCGGCGGCCAAGAUCCUGGCCUUGACACCGUCCUGCUGCUCCCCCGACAGCAGCCCGCCGCCGCUCCGACAGCUCGAGUCCAUACUGUUCUCCAAAGACGGCAUCUCUGUUGAGGGCGACCCGGCCGGCAACUCCUGGUGUACAAUUGGCUCCGAGAUUUAUUUGGAUGUCAGCUACCUCCACUACCUGGACGACGCCCACGAGCGCAUCGGCGUCUGCAUGCGGGCGUGCCGGGUGUGGUCGGCCGCGUACGACGGCGAGGACCCACCCCCGGAGAAAUACAAAGCGGGUGUCCUGGAGGAGCCGGCACCCAGGAACCCAGCCCCGUGGGGGGCAUCCUUGGCGAUGGCGCAGCACCCCAGAACCGAACUACCGGCCAACCAGUUGGAGCUGGAGUGGGACGACAGCUACGACGCGUGCCCGCCCGGGACCGGCAAGCCCAAACCUGCGCUUGUGUCGCAUCCUUCCGCCGAGCCCCCCAAGCACAUCGAAGAGAUGCGAAAGUCGGCAAUUUUGUUGGUGAAGGGCUCCUACAUCGAGGAGAACGAGUUCCAGGAUGAUGUCAAGGUCUACGAUCUGGUAGCCAAGAAAGACACCGCAGCCACCGUGGCGGUGCCACGCAAAGACUCGAACUCCCUGAAGAACGGACUCACCCAGAAGCACACGGCCGAGAAUGGUCAAAGUCCAACCGACUUGGGCCAGGACCUCCUGGUUCAGUACGAGGAGCUCAUCCGGACGUUUGACAGUGACGUGUGUGCUAAAGUCGGAAAAUGUGACGGAGAAGCAAAGGAUGACGCCGUGGCACAAGAUGAGGAAAUGGAUUUCACUUCCUUCUCGCCAGAGACGCCGGAACCGGAGAAACUGCAGUCGCUGUUUGGGUUGCCGUUUCGCGGCUCCGCCAGGAGUCAGUCAGCACCUUUUACAGGUCCCUUUAUCAGCGUCCUGCUGUCCCGCCUGGAGAACAUGCUGACCAACUCGGUGCACGUCAACCUGUUGCUGACAGGCAUCCUGGCACAGCUGGCUGCUUACCCUCAGCCUCUGCUGCGCUCCUUCCUCCUCAACACCAACUUGGUCUUCCAGCCCACCGUUCGCUCACUCUACCAGGUUUUGGCCACGGUGAAGAACCAGAUCGAGCAGCUGGCUGCAAGCAGUAAAGACUUUCCCGAGUUGAUUGUCGCCGCCCAACACUGGCUACUGACCAGGGACACCUUGUACAGAGAAGCAGACAAAAGCAAUCGAGUGCGAGGCGGCGGCAUCCUGAAGAGCUCGCCCCCGCCGCAACCGAGGUCCAUCUCUGCCGAGCGGACCGACGUGUUCGCCACCGUCCUCUUCAGCGAGUUCCUUAAAGAAUUGGCCGCCUUGGCCCAAGAGCACUCCAUCUUGUCUUACAUUCCCAUGGAAGAGUAAUUCAACCCAUUAUACGAAAAACAAAGACAUUUUAUUUUUCUAUCAACUUUUUAGGCCUCCAACCAAAGACGCGUUCGAUAUACAUUUGUAUUUAUUUCAUUUUUGGAAUUUUAUUUGUUUUUAGCAACCACCGGCCCUUUAAUUCAAUUGUCUCAGGGUGGGCGGCCAUUUUGAACUCCAGCCAGGCCUAGCGUUAGCGACAUCAGCAUCAGCAAGCACAAUCAAGGUAUGGACUGUCUCCUUUGGAGCGAUGCCAUGGCCACCUUUAAACCUCACAAAGUGACUUCAUUAUUCUUGGUACCUCAGAGUCUUUGAGAUUGAAGCCAUGUUUUCUUUAUUUUCUGUCACUCUGGCCUAUUUAAUGACUUAUACAUAUUCACUAUGCAAAUUAAUAAGAAUAUUAAUUAAUUUUGUCAGGUAAGGUGGUUGGGUAAUUUAAGUGUUCCUCUCUGUGCUAUUUUUUGGAGGGGUGGGGGAUUGUUAUGUUUUAUUUAUCGCGACAUCAGCUCGCAUUGUCUGUUACAAGGCGAUCUUUAUGCCAGUGCCUUUUAAAAGAUCCAUCCAUCCAUUUUCCGAUUCGCUUUAUCCUCACAAUGGUCGCAAAGGGUGCCUGAGCCUGUCUUUUAAAAGAUAUAUUAUGGAAAUAUUUUCCAUAUUGUAAGACUGUAAAAACAAUACUCGAAGGAUCAAAAAAUGCUGAUACAUUUUUACACACCUUGCAAAAAUUAGGCCAUUUUUACAUGCCGACUAUCUCUGGCUGAUUUUUACUUGA